AUGUCGGACACACAUAUGCUUGGUGAAAAUAAAUCAACAUACUCGCGUGGACCUAGAGGAAGAGGCUACAGCAGACCAUCUUCGCAAAAUUCACAGAAUUCGGAAUUAUCAUCACCCAGCCCUGGUACCUCGAUGUUUUGCUCCUCGAUCCUAACAUCUGCCGAAAGACUACAAAUUACAUCAAAAACACAGGAUGACAAAUUAAAACAGAUUCAGGACACAGCUAAAGAAAACCAACAUCAGGAUAUCCAAAUGACGUCACCGAACUUCAAUAACAAAAGGAACUUUUCGGGAUCCCAUAAUAAUUCAGGAAUCUCUCCACUCAUACAGAAAAACACAAGAAAAAGGAUAAAGAACACUGGAAACCCACAUGAUCACAACAAUAAUGGCUCAACUAAGGCCAACACUUCACACUACACAAACAACAAUAUAAUGAUACCUAAAGAAACACAUCCCUCGAACGAGACUCAAACCCUCUCGUUAAAUAAAGCACACAUAGAACAAAAUCAGCUACUACUGAGAUCCCCCCCCUCUAUCUCCAGCUGCUCAUUCUACAACUCAACAAGGAAUCAGGUCUUCUCCAAAUCUGCACCAAGAAUGGUUUGCCAACCAGGGUCCACCCCUUAUUCAGUAUAA
Leptopilina heterotoma is the source of this 636-nucleotide messenger RNA. RefSeq lists its product as uncharacterized. The coding region runs from base 1 to 636 and encodes 211 amino acids. NCBI's taxonomy places the organism in Eukaryota, Metazoa, Arthropoda, Insecta, Hymenoptera, Figitidae. The transcript has a single exon. The record is from RefSeq and is a predicted model, not a curated record.